Molecule: messenger RNA, 1121 nt
Organism: Pseudomassariella vexata
Lineage: Eukaryota; Fungi; Ascomycota; Sordariomycetes; Amphisphaeriales; Pseudomassariaceae
Exons: 3
Coding region: 333-890 (185 amino acids)
Biological process (GO): deadenylation-dependent decapping of nuclear-transcribed mRNA
Cellular component (GO): Lsm1-7-Pat1 complex; P-body
Molecular function (GO): RNA cap binding
Source: RefSeq, a predicted model, not a curated record
CUGGAAAGAAUCGCCUAAUUGCACGUCCCUCCGCAUGACUGCCAAACUGGUCCCCUAGAUCGGCUUGACUUACGUCGCCUUCGCGUCAAGUUUCUUCCGGCGGGCAACGGCACCUCUAGAUUUGUGCUCGCGCUCACCAAACGCCUCGAGAUAGAUGACGCGCAUUUCAAGUCCCAUUACAGUCAAUUAAAAGUAUCCAGCUCAGAUGUUCUGCUCUCUGGCUCGUCGCUGACCCAGCUGUGUGACUGAUCAACGACUACCCCGUAAAGAAGCAACCAAUCCUCCAUGGAUUGUGCCAAGCAAGUCUGCGUCACGACCAAAAACCUCAUGAUAUGAUGGAGAACUUAACCCUCAACGACCCCCCGCCACCCGGACCUCAAUCGGGAGGACCGAUGCCGCCGGUGUUGGGAGGACGAGCACCACCGCUACCUCCACAACCGCAGCAGUUACCGCCGCAGAUGUUUACGACGGCCGCGCAACUCCUCGACCUCACGGACAAGAAGCUUUUAAUCUGCCUCCGAGAUGGGAGGAAAUUGACGGGCAUAUUACGGAGCUGGGAUCAAUUCGCAAAUCUUGUCCUACAGUCUACCGUCGAGCGCAUAUACGCCACUCUCCCGGGUGCGAAAGAGUCAUCCGCAUUAAAAGGCUACUACGCAGACAAGCCGCACGGCAUCUUCCUUGUGCGGGGGGAGAACGUGCUCCUCCUUGGCGAAAUAGACCUCGACAAAGACGACGAGUCGCCCCUGGGCUUUGAGCAAGCCGAACUAGAGAAGGUGGAGAAGCUGGCCAAGGAACGGAAGGUAGUGGAGAAGGCCAAGGAGAAGAAUAAGCUCAAGCAGCUCGCCACGCUGGGAUUCGAGGGCGAGGCCUCAGGGGAGAUUUUCUUGUGAGCAGGCGAGGUGAUGCGGCAGCUCCGUCAACGCAUUGCGAGGCAGAAUAUUGUGAAAUGCCUCUGAGUCCAGCCAAGUACUUGGUAUGGUCGGUUAGUCCUUGUCAUCUUUAUCGGGCUUGGGCUAGGUUGAUGACGGCAACCUACAUAAACUGAAAAAAUGCAGAGUGCAACUGCAGUUCGUUUUCAUUGCAGUCAAUCAAAUCAAAACACGCGGCAAGACGUAAGAUCA